This is a messenger RNA of Brassica oleracea var. oleracea, 805 nucleotides long. RefSeq names its product probable glutathione peroxidase 2. The transcript is spliced from 6 exons. Bases 132 to 641 code for a protein of 169 amino acids. Gene Ontology annotation, molecular function: glutathione peroxidase activity. NCBI's taxonomy places the organism in Eukaryota, Viridiplantae, Streptophyta, Magnoliopsida, Brassicales, Brassicaceae. The record is from RefSeq and is a predicted model, not a curated record. Gene Ontology annotation, cellular component: cytosol. Gene Ontology annotation, biological process: response to oxidative stress.
AGAGAUUCCUCAUUUGGAGCGUCUUAUUCUUGCACAUAUCUCUACCAAUAAAGAUAUAUAUAUGUUGAAAAUAUUUAUAUUUCUUCACUUUCUUCAAAACUAAAAACAAAGAGAAAAAUAGAGAGACCAAAAUGGCGGAGGAAUCUCCAGAGUCUAUCUACGACUUCGCCGUUAAGGAUAUUGAAGGUAAAGAUGUGAGUUUGAGCCAAUUCAAAGGCAAAACUCUUUUGAUUGUAAACGUUGCCUCCAAAUGUGGUCUGACGGAUGCAAACUACAAGGAACUGAAUGUUCUAUACGAUAAAUACAAGGACCAAGGGUUGGAGAUUUUAGCGUUUCCGUGCAAUCAGUUCUUGGGACAAGAACCAGGAAACAAUGAAGAGAUCCAACAAACUGUCUGCACAAGGUUCAAAGCUGAGUUCCCCAUCUUUGACAAGGUGGAUGUGAACGGGAAGAACACGGCGCCAUUAUACAAAUACUUGAAAGCAGAGAAAGGAGGUUUGCUUAUUGACGCAAUCAAAUGGAACUUCACAAAGUUCUUGGUUUCACCUGACGGCAAAGUCUCCCAGAGAUAUUCUCCUAGAACCUCUCCUCUUCAAUUCGAGAAAGACAUUCAAUCUCUGUUGGGACAGGCUUCAUCUUGAUCAUCAUCACAAGUUUAAAGAAUCGUUUUAUCUAAAUCUUUGUUUUGUUCUUAAGAAUCCCACAAUGUUGCAAACUCUUAUUCUCUGAAUCUGCUUUUUUAAUAAACAUGGUGUCUUCUCGUUGGUGACACGUCGUUUCAUUGAUGAAUAAAUCAUAUUUAUCA